Molecule: messenger RNA, 2199 nt
Organism: Brachypodium distachyon (stiff brome)
Lineage: Eukaryota; Viridiplantae; Streptophyta; Magnoliopsida; Poales; Poaceae
Product: pentatricopeptide repeat-containing protein At1g28690, mitochondrial
Exons: 1
Coding region: 488-2053 (521 amino acids)
Biological process (GO): RNA modification
Molecular function (GO): RNA binding; protein binding
Source: RefSeq, a predicted model, not a curated record
ACGAUUUGCUCCGGGCGGUAACUGUUGAGGUUAUCCACGUCAAAAAAGAUGGGCAGCAGCGGCUGGAGGCCGGCAAUUUUCCGGCGAAGAUAGUGCACGACAAGCUCGUUCUCCGUCGGGGCGAAGUGGUAUCCCGGAGGCAAUUUUAGCAUGAACCUUCUCUGGUGCUCGGUGCUGGCAGGGGCGACCUCCAUAGCUUAUAUACAUGGCCUAGUGGCCCAUCACGUCGACGGCGUGCGGCGUGCCGUGGCUAGAUCGAAAUUGGCAGCAACAUCGUAGUAUGAUUUACGUGCAGAAUAGUAAGGAUUUGUUACAAAUUGAAUUCGUUGGCUUAUAUAGGCUCGCUGUGCCUCAGGUGUUGUCCUGACGCCGGACUCCUGUUCUGAGCUUAUCUUCGUUUCUUUGGAUAGACCGUCUCUUCCCGAUUCUUUCUACUCCGUACAAGACUUAUUUAGAUAUCCACGUACGGCACGGCUAGCUGGCAAAGAUGCAAGGAAGAAACAGAGCAGAGUCCCAGUGGCGCCCUUGCUCUGUAUCCCCGCGCGUCCCCCGCUACCUCCGCACCGCCGGCGCGCUCGCCGCCGCGGUCCAGAGCCUCAUCUACGCGCGCCCGACCCGUCCCGAGUCGGCGUGUCUCCACGCGCAACUACUCGCGUCCGGGCUCCGCCCCACACCCGACCUGUUGGUCAAGAUCCUCAUCCUGCACCUGCGAUGCGGCUCACACCGCAACGCCCGCGCGGUCUUCGACGGAAUGCCGACCCCGACCCACGCCGCGCACAACUACCUCGUCGCCGGGUAUUUCCGGCUGGGACUCCCCGAGGAGGCGCUGGGGGUCGUGAGGCGGAUCGCGGGUUCCACUGGGCGGCUGGACGUCUUCGCGCUGUCGAUGGCGCUCAAGCUGUCCGCGGCGCUGGCGCUGCCGGGCGCCGCCAAGGAAGUCCACGCGCGCGUCGUGAGGUCUGUUGUCGAGUUCGACGACAUCCUCUUCGCGGCGUUGGUGGACGCCUACGUGAAGAACGCGUCCCUGGGCUAUGCGCGGCGUGUCCACGACAUGAUGCCGGCGCCGGCGCGGAGAGUGGUGUGCUCGACAUCACUGAUCGUCGGGUGCAUGAACGAGGGGUUGUACAGGGAGGCCGAGACCAUAUUCGAAGGCAUGGAGGAGAAGGACGCCGUGGUGUACAACGCGUUGAUCGAGGGGUACAGCAAGACGGAGGAGACCGCGGAGAGCUCGCUGGAGGUGUUGAAGGCGAUGCAGCGAGCAGGGUUCCGGCCCACGGUGUCGACAUGCGUGAGCGUGCUUGGCGCGUGCUCGCUCCUGUCGUCGCCGGAGCUCGGGGAACAGGUGCAGUGCCAUGUUAUCAAGAGCAACAUCGUCUCUGACAUCAAGGCCGGGAGUGCGCUGCUCGACAUGUACUCCAAGUGCGGUCGGGUGGAGGACGCACGGAAGGUGUUCGACGGGAUGGCGGAUAGGAACGUCAUCACAUGGACUUCGAUGAUCGACGGGUACGGAAAGAACGGCCUCUCUGAGGAGGCUCUCGAGCUGUUCGGGGAGAUGCGGCGGCGGCAGCAGCAGCGGGGCGUGAAGCCAAACCACGCCACGUUCCUGAGCGCCCUGUCGGCGUGCGCCCGAGCCGGGCUCAUGUCACAGGGCCAAGAGAUAUUGGAGAGCAUGGAGCGCGAGUACUCGCUGAAACCACGGAUGGAGCACUACGCGUGCAUGGUUGACCUGUUGGGCAGGUUCGGGAGCGUGCGCCGGGCUUACGAUUUCGUCAGAGGGAUACCGGCGAGGCCAAACUCCGACGUGUGGGCGGCGCUGCUCGGGGCUGCCACUCUCCACGGGGACGUCGACAUGGCCAACGUCGCGUCCAAGGAGGUGUUCGCGCUGAGCCACGCCGGGAGACCAGGCGCCUACAUGGCCUUCUCCAACACACUCGCAGCAGCCGGGAAGUGGGACGGUGUCCACCAAGUCAGAGAGAUGAUGAGAAGUCGAGGGGUCCUCAAAGACGCAGCUUGCAGCUGGGUUGGGUCUGAGAACUCUUCAUCCGCUCAAUGAUGCAAAGCCAAUGAUUACUCCUUGUAAAAUUUAUUUGUUUUAAUUCUGUUUUAUUCUUGCAUAAUUGCCUCCCCGUACUCCUGUUUGCAGCCUGGCAGGUUUUGGAGUUCAUACAGACUAGCUAUAGGUCUAGUCUCAUUUAGUUA